AGUGACGUUGAGGCCACCAGUUAACACGGUCGCUCAUUCGACCGAAACACUCAGGCACACCGUCAUCGUUCUCCUUCCGGUCCUGUGGGUCAGUGGAGGUCCUAGCAGCGCGGAUUCGAGAGUCAGCCGGCGCCUGUAACCUGGAUUAUUAAUCCGCGUGUAUUAAUCUGUCUGCACUGCGCCGUGAACAACUUUAAACAUGUCUGGCAGAGAAGGAGGCAAAAAGAAACCGCUGAAGGCGCCUAAGAAGCAAUCCAAGGAGAUGGAUGAAGAUGAAAUGGCUUUCAAGCAGAAACAGAAGGAAGACCAGAAGGCCAUGGAGGCGCUGAAGGCCAAAGCUGCAGGAAAAGGACCUCUGGGCGGCGGCGGCUUGAAGAAAUCAGGCAAGAAGUAAAAGUUUGAAUCUGGCGACGAUGUUUGUUUCUUUGCCCCCCCCCCCAUCCUUCCUCCGGACUCCUUCCUGCGUCUGCGAUGUGUGUGUGCUCACUGAGAAGACUCCUCAACUUAACGUGAAACCUCAUCCACCUCCAACCUGCCCUCGUGUCGACCAGUGAAAACGUUACAGCCAAUGAAUUGAAGGACACGCAUCAUAAUCAGAGCAGGUCACUCAGUCAUACACACUAACCUUCACAUCCAAGAUUCAAGUGUUUAAAAAACACGACUCACCCCAACUUCUGUUCUUUUUUGUUGUUGUCUUGUAAAGAGGGAGAUACUAAUAAAGUUUUUUGUAAUUAC
Molecule: messenger RNA, 735 nt
Organism: Larimichthys crocea (large yellow croaker)
Lineage: Eukaryota; Metazoa; Chordata; Actinopteri; Sciaenidae
Gene: tma7
Product: translation machinery associated 7 homolog
Exons: 5
Coding region: 200-394 (64 amino acids)
Source: RefSeq, a predicted model, not a curated record